Mesocricetus auratus (golden hamster) is the source of this 2185-nucleotide messenger RNA. RefSeq names its product torsin family 3 member A (gene Tor3a). Gene Ontology annotation, molecular function: ATP binding; ATP hydrolysis activity. The record is from RefSeq and is a predicted model, not a curated record. The transcript has 6 exons. Gene Ontology annotation, cellular component: nuclear envelope; endoplasmic reticulum lumen. Bases 236 to 1504 code for a protein of 422 amino acids. NCBI's taxonomy places the organism in Eukaryota, Metazoa, Chordata, Mammalia, Rodentia, Cricetidae.
GUCCUUAUGUGGGAGGCACAGCUGAGUGGCUGGAGUGGCCAUUUUAGGGCCUGCUGUCACUUUCCUUGAGGCCACAGGCAUGCCCCAGAAUAGGCUGCGUCCUAGUCUGGACAGGGGCUCAAGUCCGUCUCCGGAUUCUUGUAGUCGGGAACAUCAGCUUGGGUUUCGGUUCCGGUAGGUUUCGGGUCUGAGAACAGCAGCUGGCUCAACCUCCUCGGAAGGCGGGCCGGUCACCAUGGCGACGCCAAUCCUGGGCUGCGCCCGUUCGCGGGUAGCGGUGGGUCCCGGACUCUCAGAGGCGGAAGCGCACCGACCGGUCAUGCUUCGUGGAACGUUCUGGCUGCUACUGCUGCUGCUGCCACUGCAUCCCCCGGGCACGCAGGGUCACCGCGGCGCCACAAGCCCGGGCCAGGAGGCCGAAGAGCAGGCCCCUUGGCCGAGCAUCCAACUCCUGCAGGAGCAGCUGAUGACGGUCGAGUCCCUCUCCAGACGGUACUGGACGUCCUUCAGUUGCACCGUGUGGCCGGAUCACUGUGAGGACCAGGAGGUCCCCACGCCGCCCCUGGGCUGGAGCCUUCCUGUGUGGGGCCAGCGGGCCCUGGAGAGCUUCACCGAGUGGUUCUGCAGCUUUCAGGACUGCUGCGCCGAUGGCGGGGACUGCAGGAUCUACAACAACUUUACAGGCUUAGAAUCAGACCUGCGUGUGCGACUGCAUGGCCAGCAUCUGGCUAGCAAGCUGGUCCUAAGAGCAGUGAGGGGCUACUUAGAGACACCCCAAGUUGAUAAGGCCCUGGCUCUGUCAUUCCAUGGCUGGUCCGGCACAGGCAAGAACUUCGUGGCACGGAUGCUGGCAGAAAACCUGUACAGGGAUGGAAUACGGAGUGAUUGUGUCAAGAUGUUUAUCUCUACCUUCCAUUUCCCACACGCCAAGCAUGUGGACAUGUACAAGGAGGAGUUGCGCUGGCAGGUGCAGGAGACACGGCGGCGUUGCCACCAGAGCAUGUUCAUCUUUGACGAAGUGGAGAAGCUGCACCCGGAGCUGCUGGAGCUGCUUGGACCGCACCUGGAACCCAGGGUCCCCAAGGCUCAGGGCAUGGAGCCGCCCAGAACCAUCUUCCUCUUUCUCAGUAACCUUGGGGGCAGCAUCAUCAGUGAGGAGGUCCUGAGUUUGCUGAAGGCAGGCUGGUCUAGGGAGGAAAUCACGAUGCAGCACUUGGAGACCCCCCUUCAAGCUGAGAUCAUGAAGUCCACAGACAGUGGCUUUGGCUCCAGCCGUCUUGUAAAGGAAAACCUUAUUGACAUCUUUGUCCCCUUCCUGCCAUUGGAGUACUGCCAUGUGCGGCUGUGUGUCCAAGACGCCUUCCUGAGUCAGGACCUCCCGUACACAGAAGAGGCCCUGGAUGAAAUUGCCAAGAUGAUGACAUAUGUCCCCGAGGGGGAGCGGCGUUUCUCCUCCCAGGGCUGCAAAUCCAUUUCCCAGAGAAUCAACCUCUUCCUGCCUUGAAAGUGUCUCCUUGUGCUCCCUGGGGCGGUCCUUCUCCACCAGUGAGACCCUGGAUCUGCCAGGCACCCUGGGGCUCAGCGUCGCUGCUCCAGCUGGGGUGCAGAAGGUGGACCCUAACAGAGCCAGCUCUUAAAUCACUUGGUGCCUUAAAGACCUGCAUUCUAGACAUUCUAUAAUGUAGGCCAGGAAGUCAGAAAGCCAUCAGGAAGUCCAAGUGCCAAAGGGUUCCCAGAACUCCCUCCACAGGCUCUUGGCCACAGCUCUUCCCAGAAAGUGGCUGGACUUGAGUAUGAGCCUGAGGCUGCAGGAUCCUUGGGCUACAAAACACAAAAGAGCUGUGGCUCGUCAGGAGUGUGCUCCGUUCGGGUCUGUGGGUGCGGGCUAGCUUUCCAGAGGAACGGGGUCAGCUUCGGCACUUGAGCAGAUGGACAAAUGGCCUUAGGCUAAAGGGAAGACCACAUGCUUUGAAAACGUGCCAGUGACGAGUGUGGCACACACCUGUGAUCCCAGCACUGAGUAGGUUAAUACAGGAGAGAGAGCUCAAGAGACCUGAGCUCCCUGGCUGAGUUUGAGGUCAGUCAGGCUUGACAAACAAAAUCUACAGAUGUGUAGCUAAGGUUAUGUUGUUUUAUAGACUGAAAACUUUUUUAUGUACAGAUUAAAUUUCAUAUUUUUCUAACA